AUGCCCCGCCUCCUCCUCGCCGCCGCCGCGGUCGCGUGCGUCCUCUUCGCGACGCCGCCGACCGCGCUCGCCGCGGAGCUCGAGUGCCCGACGAUCGACGUGGACACGCAGAACUCGGUCGCGGUCGCGUGCCUCGGCGACGACGAGGGCCUCUGCGGAGAGCAGUGCUUCUCCGCGAUACGCGACGCCGCGCUCGCGCGUUCCGACGACGUCGAGAUCGCGUGCGGAGACGGCCUCGACGACGUCCUCGAGCAGGUCAAGGGAUGCAUGAAGCGAGAGGCUGGGCUCGACUGGGUCGACUGCGACGGGAGAAACGUCCAGAGGAUCGUAGACUACGCGGACAAAAUCAAGUGCGAAGGCGGCGGCACGCUCGCGGAUAAGCUCGAGUGA
Micromonas pusilla CCMP1545 is the source of this 390-nucleotide messenger RNA. RefSeq lists its product as uncharacterized. NCBI's taxonomy places the organism in Eukaryota, Viridiplantae, Chlorophyta, Mamiellophyceae, Mamiellales, Mamiellaceae. The coding region runs from base 1 to 390 and encodes 129 amino acids. The transcript has a single exon. The record is from RefSeq and is a predicted model, not a curated record.